Molecule: messenger RNA, 2819 nt
Organism: Odontomachus brunneus
Lineage: Eukaryota; Metazoa; Arthropoda; Insecta; Hymenoptera; Formicidae
Product: leucine-rich repeat-containing protein 47-like
Exons: 4
Coding region: 274-1860 (528 amino acids)
Biological process (GO): phenylalanyl-tRNA aminoacylation
Molecular function (GO): phenylalanine-tRNA ligase activity; protein binding; RNA binding
Source: RefSeq, a predicted model, not a curated record
UUGCUUGUUUUCAUGCUGGAUUUAAAGCCGCUGGCUUUAGAGUGAGAAAGUGUAUAUUUCUCUCACUUCAAUAUAUUACAUCAGUUCAGCAGUUAACUAAAAAGAACAGACCACUUAUGUUCAGCUAAAACGAACAGACCUGUUGAUUCUUUGGCGGAUUUUUCGCUCAGCGUUCGUGAAAGAUAACCUAAAAACUUUUCUCGCCGGGAAACAGAGUUUGACUCGCACGUGCGUGAAUAAAAUUCGGUGAAUAAGGAGAAUUAGUAUUCCAGAAUGUUUGAGAACGCGUGGGAGGCUGUCAAACAGGCGGCAGACGAGAACAGGCACGAAUUGGUGUUAACAGGCGUGUCGGUGUCCAAGUUGAUCGAAGAAUCAGGCCUGGACAAGAACCUGUUCGAUCUUUACAAUUUGAAUUACCUGUGCAUAACUCAUACAUGUCUCCAAAUAGUACCGAACGAAAUCGAGAACCUGACGAAUCUUACAACCUUGGUGUUGCAUUCGAACCUGAUCGAUACGUUACCAAAUACAAUCGGCAAAUUAAUUAAGAUCAAACUGCUCGAUUGCUCAAGGAAUAAAUUAACAUCUGUGCCACAAGCGUUAGAUAAUCUUCCUCACUUGAGUACAAUGAACUUCAGUUCGAAUCUAUUACAAUCUAUACCGUCACAAGGUGCAAAUAGUAAAUUGAGCAUUCUGGAUCUAUCAAACAAUCGUUUAGAAACCUUUCCUGAUGUAUGCUAUGCAGAACUCGCUCACCUGUCAGAGAUUUAUGUCAAUGGGAAUCAAAUAACAGAAAUACCAGCUACUAUAAAUCGACUUCAAGCUCUGAAAGUUUUAAAUAUUGCAGAUAAUUUGAUCUCUGUUGUUUCAGGUGAAGUAGCAGAUUGUGCCAAAUUGAAAGAAGUGAAUCUAAAAGACAACAAAUUGAUUGACAAAAGACUCCUAAAACUGGUGAAUCAAUGUCGUUCAAAGCAAGUGCUCGAUUAUAUAAAAUUGCACUGCCCAAAGUGUGAAACAUCUACAGAAGUUAACAAAUCAAAAAAGGGGAAAAAGAAUCAGAAGCUUAGCGAAAGUGAAAAUAUCAAUGUAGUGGAUGAUUUGACACAUAAAUUGAAAAUCUUGAAAGUAACAGACAGCACGCCUGUAAUAAAAAUUACAAAUAAUAUAAAGAAUGUCAGACCUUAUAUAGCAGCGUGUAUUGUGAGAAAUAUAAGUUUCACGGAAGCAAGUUUCAAAAGGUUCAUUCAACUGCAGACAAAGUUACACGAUGGAAUAUGUGAUAAAAGGAAUGUUGCUACGAUAGCAACUCAUGAUUUCAAACUGAUAGCAUCUGGUGAUCUCACGUACACGGCGACACCACCGACGGAAUUAGAAAUAAAACCCUUGAUGCGCAACAACACCUGCACAGCGGCAGCUCUGUUCAAACAGUUGCAAACAGAAGCCGAGAAUCUACGUAAGGAGAAAAAACGGAAUGUAUAUUCCGGAAUACACAAAUAUUUAUAUAUGCUCGAGGGCAAACCCUUGUUCCCGUGCUUGUUGGACAAUUCGCAGCAGGUCAUAUCGCUGCCACCUAUCACAAACAGUGAUGUGACGAAGAUGUCUCCCUCCACUGAAAUAAUGCUUGUGGAGGUAACAAGUGCCACUUCGUAUACAGUUUGUAGAAAUGUGUUGGAUGAAUUCCUGAAGCAACUGGCAAUAUUAAACUUUACCGAUACGUGCGAACAGAACGAUACUGACAAGUACAAUAAUUUCAUUGUUGAGCAAGUCAAAGUGGUCGAUAUCGAAGGAAAUCUGAAACUGGUAUAUCCUUCAAGAGCAGACUUAAAUUUCGUCGAGCAUUCUGUCACCAUAGUGCGGGACUAGAUAUAUAUAACAUAAUGCUAUUCCUGUACAAUAUUACUUUAACAUUAUAUCAAAAGAAUAUAUAUAGAUAUAAAUAUAAAUGUAAAGAAAUAUAUAUUCUAAUUAAGUACAUAACACAUGAAUGACAUGCAGAGAAACCCUGUGAAGUCGUAGAAACUUAACAUAAAAACUUAAUAGGACAUCACCACAUAUCAGGAUGGUAAUAAGUUAAAUGAUAAUGAAGGUGAAAUAGACGGAAUUGAAAGAGAGCUUUUGCAAUUUGCUAGAGAUAAAUUCCGUCCAUUCCUCAUCUUCAUCUAACUUAUUACUAUCCUAUGAUAUUUGGUGAUGCCUUGUUAAGUUUCUACAACCACAGGGUUUCUCUGCACGUCAUUCAUACUAUAGUAUGUCAUGUAUUUAAUUAGAAUAUAUAUUUCUUUACAUUUAUAUUUAAUAUUACAGUAUUAAUCGUUGAUCGAUUUAUGAGGAACAUUUUAUACAAUUUUAUUGAGUUUUUUUUGUUUUACAAAUGUGUGAAAUUGCAUUCUGAAUGCAAGUUUGUUUUUCUUUCUGACUAUAUUCGGAUAAUCAUAGUCGAUAAAUUUAUGAUAGAAAUUGUGUGAUGAAAAUUUUCGUUCAUCCAUUUUGGGAAAGUUACCAUUUUAUUUAUUUAACUAAAACUAUACUGAUUUUAUGUUACUUAUAUCACUGUGAGAUAUAUUUAUUGUCAAUUAGUUUAUUUUUUUUUAAUUUGGUCACUAAGCAUUGUGCUUUUGACCUUCCCCGAGGAUAUUUGUGAUCAUUUAGCCCUCAAUUAGUUUAUUUCCGCCACUAAGGUUAAGUUAUUCUUUUCCUUGCUUUUAUGGAGUUAUUCCUGCAUACAAUUGGUACCUUUUUAUUUAUAACAAAAUAAUAAAAGCGGAAAUUUUCAGAUUACUUUUCUCUUGGAUAUUUCAUAAUAUAAAGAAUCGAGUUCUUUC